GCCGGACACUCGGCCACCACGCUGCGACUCAAUGCCGGCGGCGCCCUCCUCCUGCGGCCAGUAUGGAUGACGCUGGGCCUCGCGCGCCUGCCCCCGGGCGCGCUGCUCCCGCCAACGCAUCGACAGCGCAGUCUGCGCAAACAUCGCGGCCCCUCGAGACCACGAACGCGAACCCGAACGCGCCCAAAGUCCAGCAACCCAAACCGCAGGCUCUGCCGUCACGCUCCGGCCCAAGCUCCAUCCUCGUCUCGCCGCGCCAGAAGGGCAAUCCGAUCCUCAACAGCGUCCGCAGCGUGGCGUGGGAGUACUCAGACAUUCCCGCCGACUACGUCCUCGGUGCGACAACAUGCGCGCUAUUUCUGUCGCUCAAGUACCACCGCCUGCACCCCGAGUACAUCUACAACCGCAUACGAGACUUAAAGGGCCAAUACCAGCUGCGCAUACUGCUCACCAUGGUCGAUAUCGAGAACCACGAGGAAAGUUUACGGGAGCUGUCGAAGACAUCACUGGUCAAUAAUGUCACCGUCAUGCUGGCUUGGAGUGCUCAGGAAGCGGGCCGCUAUCUAGAGCUGUUCAAGACGUUUGAGCAUGCUGCGCCAACCAGUAUCCGAGCGCAGCGAUCCUCUACAUAUUCAGACAGCCUCGUGGAGUUCAUCACAGUACCCCGCGGCAUCAACAAGACGGAUGCGAUCGGCCUGGUCUCGAACUUCGGAAGUGUUCGGACGGCGGUCAAUGCUGGGCCUGAAGAGAUCGGCCUCAUUGCUGGGUGGGGGGAGAAGAAGGUUCAACGUUGGUGUAACGCGGUCCGGGAGCCCUUUAGGAUUAAAAAGGCUGCGAGGCGAGGCGUCGCCCGCGACGACAGUCGAGCAACGCUAUCAAGGAAUGUCUCUAGGGCAGAAGGCGAAAGUCUGAUACCAGACGAGGUCGCUUCUGAAGUGAUUGCGCAACGCAGGGUGGAAGAUGCAUUGCCAAUGGCUGUGAACAUGUCGAGACCUGGUCUUAACCCAGGGAAGGCAGACGCAGACAGACGGCCUUCGCGCCGCCCGGCGGAAGACCGAAAUGCAUUUCAACCUGGCGGACGUGACGAAGAAGCCAUGCGCCGAGCCGAGAUGAGCAGCCGGAAGACCAGUCAAAGCCAGAGCCAUGACUCCAGUGCAGAAGGUCCCGGGAAGCGGAAACAGGACGAUGAGGGCAUGAGUGAGGGAAUCAUGGCUGCCUUAAAUAAAUUACGGAAGCAAUAACGAGAUGAUGGUUGUGUCUACCAAAAGACCUGAAUAGUUGAAUCGCAUGGAGAUACCCUGUGUAGCG
Trematosphaeria pertusa is the source of this 1308-nucleotide messenger RNA. RefSeq lists its product as uncharacterized. The transcript has a single exon. The coding region runs from base 63 to 1241 and encodes 392 amino acids. Gene Ontology annotation, biological process: mitotic recombination; UV-damage excision repair; meiotic mismatch repair. Lineage: Eukaryota; Fungi; Ascomycota; Dothideomycetes; Pleosporales; Trematosphaeriaceae. The record is from RefSeq and is a predicted model, not a curated record. Gene Ontology annotation, cellular component: nucleus; nucleotide-excision repair factor 1 complex; ERCC4-ERCC1 complex. Gene Ontology annotation, molecular function: single-stranded DNA binding; damaged DNA binding.